CAGCUCUGAGGCCACUGGAUCAGUGCCUUCCUUUGGAGCAGCAGAGAGCUAACUGGUUUUAGUGCUGUGAUCCUUCCAUGAUGUGGCUCUGUGCUCUGGUCCUGGCUUCUCUUACUGCUUGUGCAGCUUGGGGGCACCCAUCCUUGCCGCCUGUGGUGAACACCUUGCAAGGCAAAGUCCUAGGGAAGUACGUCAGCUUACAGGGGUUUGCGCAGCCUGUGGCCGUCUUCCUGGGAGUCCCAUUUGCCAAGCCCCCUCUUGGAUCCUUGAGGUUUGCUCCACCACAGCCUGCAGAGCCAUGGAGCUUCGUGAAGAACACCACCUCCUAUCCUCCUAUGUGCUCCCAGGAUGCAGUGGGGGGACACGUACUCUCAGAACUCUUCACCAACAGGAAGGAGAGCAUUCCUCUCACGUUUUCUGAGGACUGUCUCUACCUAAAUAUUUAUACUCCUGCUGACUUGACGAAGAACAGCAGGCUGCCGGUGAUGGUGUGGAUCCAUGGAGGAGGCCUGGUGGUGGGCGGAGCAUCAACCUAUGAUGGACUGGCCCUCUCUGCCCAUGAGAACGUGGUGGUGGUGACCAUUCAGUACCGCCUGAGCAUCUGGGGAUUCUUCAGCACAGGGGAUGAGCACAGCCGUGGGAACUGGGGUCACUUGGACCAGGUGGCUGCACUGCACUGGGUCCAGGACAACAUCGCCAACUUUGGAGGGAACCCAGGCUCUGUGACCAUCUUUGGAGAGUCAGCAGGAGGUGAAAGUGUGUCUGUGCUUGUGCUAUCUCCCUUGGCCAAGAACCUCUUCCACAGGGCCAUUGCUGAGAGUGGUGUGGCUCUCAUGUCUGCACUGGUGAAGACCAAGAACAUCAGGUCUAUAGCUGAGAAAGUUGCGAUCACGGCUGGGUGCAAAACCACCACAACGGCCACCAUGGUUCACUGCCUGCGCCAGAAGACAGAGGAGGAGCUCUUGGAGGUCACGCUGAAACUGAACCUGUUUAAGCUUGAUUUUGUUGGAGACCCCAGAGAGAGCAUUCCCUUCUUGCCCACUGUGGUUGAUGGAGUGCUGUUGCCCAAGUCACCUGAAGCGAUUCUGGCUGAGAAGAGUUUCAACACUGUUCCCUACAUUGUGGGAAUCAACAAGCAAGAGUUUGGCUGGAUCAUUCCAAUGUUUGUAGGCUAUCCACUGGAAGGUGAAAUGGACAAGAAGAAGGCCUCAUCACUGCUGUGGACAUCUUACCCAAUGCUGGACCUUUCUGAAGAGCUGAUUUCAGCAUCCAUUGAGAAAUAUUUUGGAGGAACAGACGACCCUGUCAAAAUGAAAGACCUACUACUUGACUUGAUAGCAGAUGUGAUGUUUGGAGUUCCAGGUGUGAUGGUAUCCCGGAGCCACAGAGAUGCGGGAGCCCCUACCUACAUGUACGAGUUUCAGUAUCGCCCAAGCUGCUCCUCAGACAUGAAACCCAAGACGGUGAUCGCAGACCAUGGGGAUGAGCUCUUCUCAGUGUUUGGGGCUCCGUUUUUGAAAGAGGGUGCCACAGAAGAGGAGAUCAACCUGAGCAAGAUGGUGAUGAAGUUCUGGGCCAACUUUGCUCGGACUGGGAACCCCAAUGGGAAGGGACUGCCUCAUUGGCCAGAGUACGAUCAGAAGGAAGGUUACCUGCAGAUUGGCGUUCCCACCCAGGCAGCCCAGGGGCUGAAAGACAAGGAAGUGGCUUUCUGGACCCAGCUCAGAGCCCAGGAGGCAGCAAAGAGGCCACCCCAUGAAGAACACACUGAGCUGUGAACAGGAGGCCCAGUCAGCAUGAGCAGACUGGAACAGCCAACACAGGCACUUUUGACAGAAGAUGUUUGUAGGCCAAAGAGGCAUCUUACUGUGGAGGCUGUGGUGGUGGUUGGCAGAGGCCAUAGGGCUGAUAUUAGUGUCCAUGACUUCAAUUUGUUAUAUAAAUGUUCUUUUGGAGACCA
Dipodomys spectabilis (banner-tailed kangaroo rat) is the source of this 1960-nucleotide messenger RNA. RefSeq names its product carboxylesterase 1D-like. The transcript has 14 exons. Gene Ontology annotation, cellular component: lipid droplet; endoplasmic reticulum. The record is from RefSeq and is a predicted model, not a curated record. Gene Ontology annotation, molecular function: carboxylic ester hydrolase activity. The coding region runs from base 78 to 1778 and encodes 566 amino acids. Gene Ontology annotation, biological process: lipid catabolic process. Lineage: Eukaryota; Metazoa; Chordata; Mammalia; Rodentia; Heteromyidae.